AUGUCCGAUAAGGAACAAUCUGAAUCCCAUGCCUCAGGAGGCAAAAUUGGGAAAUAUCAAAUCAUUAGAACUCUUGGUGAAGGUUCAUUUGGUAAAGUUAAAUUAGCAUAUCACUUAACAACAGGUCAAAAAGUUGCCCUAAAGAUAAUCAAUAGAAAGACUUUAGCAAAAUCUGAUAUGCAAGGUAGAAUUGAAAGAGAAAUCUCUUACCUAAGAUUAUUAAGACAUCCUCAUAUUAUAAAAUUAUAUGAUGUUAUAAAAUCUCAAGAUGAAAUUAUUAUGGUUAUUGAAUAUGCUGGUAAAGAAUUAUUUGAUUAUAUUGUUCAAAAGGGUAAAAUGAAAGAAUUAGAAGCUAGAAGAUUUUUCCAACAAAUUAUAAGUGCUGUAGAAUAUUGUCAUCGUCAUAAAAUUGUUCAUAGAGAUUUAAAACCUGAAAAUUUAUUAUUAGAUGAUUCUCUAAAUGUUAAAAUUGCUGAUUUUGGUUUAUCAAAUUUUAUGAGUGAUGGUAAUUUCCUUAAAACAAGUUGUGGUUCACCAAAUUAUGCUGCUCCAGAAGUUAUUAGUGGGAAAUUAUAUGCUGGUCCUGAAGUUGAUGUUUGGUCAUGUGGUGUUAUCCUUUAUGUUAUGCUUUGUGGUCGUUUACCAUUUGAUGAUGAAUUUAUCCCGGCUCUAUUUAAAAAAAUUAGUAAUGGUGUUUAUACAUUACCAAAUUACCUAAGUGAAGGUGCUAAAAACAUAUUAACUAAGAUGCUUGUUGUUAAUCCAUUAAAUAGAAUUACAAUUCAUGAAAUUAUGCAAGAUGAAUGGUUCACUACAGAAAUUUCUGAUUAUUUAUUACCAAAUGAUGUCCCUAAAUCCCUUAAUGAUUCUAAAAAAAUUGAUGAAAAUUUAAUUAAUAUAUUAGUCAAGACAAUGGGUUAUGAUAAAAAUGAAAUUUUAGAAACUUUAAAUAAAAAUUUACAAAAUGAAAUUAUGGAUGGUUAUAUGUUAAUUAAAGAAAAUAAAAUGAUUAUUGAUGAUUUGAAAAAAAAACCGAAUGAUGCUGAUCAAUUAGAUACUUUUUUAAGCUCUUCACCUCCUCCAUCUUAUGAUCAUUUAGAUCAACAACAUCAACAUCAUCAACAUCAACAUAAAGAACACCAAGAACAUCAACAACAUAAAGAUAAAGAAGAAAUUACAUAUCAACAACCAUUAUCUUCAAAUCAUUCAGGUGCUAAAGGUUUACAUAAUACAAUUGCUAUAUUACCUUCAUCAUUACCUCAAUUACAUCGUGCAAAUAUGGCUCAAUAUGGUAAUUCAAAUUCUAUUACCAAAAUAAAUCCAAUAAGUACCAAAAAAUCUAAAACAAGAUGGCAUUUUGGUAUUAGAUCAAGAUCUUAUCCUCUUGAUGUUAUGGGAGAAAUUUAUAGAGCUUUGAAAAAUUUAGGAGCAGAAUGGACAAAACCAAAUGAAGAUGAAUUAUGGACAAUAAAAGUUCGUUGGAAAUAUUCACCAAAUACCGAGAAUACAAAUCCAACAACAAGGAAAAUUCCUGAUAUGAUGAAGAUGAUUAUUCAAUUAUUUCAAUUAGAACCAAAUAAUUAUUUGGUUGAUUUUAAAUUUGAUGGUUGGGAAUUUAAUAGUGAUGAUGUUGGAAUUAGUGGUGUUGAUAAAGGUUUGAAAAAUGAUGAUGAAAUUAGUAGUUUUAGUGCUUAUCCUUUUUUACAUUUGGCUACUAGAUUGAUUAUGGAAUUGGCUGUUAAUAGUCAGGGAGGUUAG
This is a messenger RNA of Hansenula ciferrii, 1758 nucleotides long. It is a transcript of the gene SNF1, whose product is annotated as AMP-activated serine/threonine-protein kinase catalytic subunit SNF1. The record is from RefSeq and is a predicted model, not a curated record. Gene Ontology annotation, molecular function: ATP binding; protein serine/threonine kinase activity. Lineage: Eukaryota; Fungi; Ascomycota; Saccharomycetes; Phaffomycetales; Wickerhamomycetaceae. Bases 1 to 1758 code for a protein of 585 amino acids. Gene Ontology annotation, cellular component: cytoplasm. The transcript has a single exon. Gene Ontology annotation, biological process: protein phosphorylation; intracellular signal transduction.